Leptinotarsa decemlineata (Colorado potato beetle) is the source of this 2643-nucleotide messenger RNA. RefSeq names its product formin protein cappuccino (gene capu). Lineage: Eukaryota; Metazoa; Arthropoda; Insecta; Coleoptera; Chrysomelidae. Gene Ontology annotation, molecular function: actin filament binding; microtubule binding. Gene Ontology annotation, biological process: actin nucleation; cortical actin cytoskeleton organization. Gene Ontology annotation, cellular component: actin filament; cytoplasm; cytoskeleton. The record is from RefSeq and is a predicted model, not a curated record.
CUGCUAUAGAUGCCGUCAUUGUAUAGCAGUGUUCGUUAGACAGUGUUACUUGGCUGAAAUGCCCAGUAAAUAUUACGUGAAUUCUUUAGUUUGAGGUGAAAAACGAAGAUGUGUAUACCCCGUGAAAACCGUUCUGUUUCAUGUGGAUUUCAUAAAAAACGUAACGAAUCAAAUGUGUCUGGAAAAAUUGUUGAGAAAUCGUUUGGAAAAAUUGUCAAAAAGUCUUACGGGUCUCUCCGAAAUUCCAUUGAAAAAUAUUGGAUAUUAUUGAUAGUGGCUCAUCAGAAUGGCACUGACAUCGAAUUAUUUUGGUGUAAUGUCAAGUUGGCGGAUCGAAAGCCAAGAAUACAUUCUAAUUUUAUAGUGAUUACCGUCAAAUUAUGUAAUGGCCAUAUGUUGAUCAAUUGGUACCUUUCGGAAUUCAAUGAAGAUGAUCAUUUCAGUAGUAUCUUCAGCGGACAGGAUUUGAAAUUAUUGGCAAUACAAUUCUGCACGUAUCUUCUAGCAGCCGGUGUCUUGAAACAAAUUCUUGACAAAGACGUACCAAUGUACAAUGUUUUCAAGCCCGACUGUAUGUAUUAUUGGAGUCAUGCAGAAACACCUUUAUCUUUACCUCAAACUCCCGGUCGGUUGAAUGUGAUGUCAUGGCCUCCUACUCCUUCGGAAGCUUUCAUACCCCCAUGUGGUAAUGAACUUAUCCCCGUUGUGUCUUCAGAAAUUGAGGAGAAACUGAAACCCAGACAAGAACUCAGAAACUCUGCUAGAGAUGUUGAAAUAUUAUCUUUGGAACAAGAGAUCGAAAGGCUGAUACAGGAAGUCGAAAAGUAUAAAACUCUCAGCGAAAUACAGGCCCUAACCACAAACGCUGUGAUAGAUUUUAAAUCACCGGUCGAAGAGACAAAACCAUUCGUCACGUGUGAUCAUUCGACUGGUAUGGGGGUUGAAAACAAAAUAACUAAGAAGUCAAUUGCACACUCGGAAGCACAAACAGAUGAAAUUAAUUGCAAGGUUGAAGUCUCAACGCAAACAGAGAAUACGACAGCACAAGGAACUCAAACAUUAGAACUGAAAUCAGAACUCUCGCAAACAAUAACUCUACCUGUUUCCGACAGAACUAUAUGUGUAGGAACAGAGAAUACUUGCACCCCCGUUGUACUGAAGACGUCCUUUUCCCAACCUCCACCACCUCCACCGCUCCCAUCAAUUUCAGAAACUGCGAGAUCAUCCUCACCACCAACAAUACCUUCUAUAGAUUACCCACCUCCCCCUCCUCCUCUUCCUCCAAUGCUAGGUAUGAUUGGUCCACCAGCUCCUCCUAUGCCGGUUAUGGUUGCACCUCCUCCUCCCCCAAUGCCUGGAAUGACAGGACCACCACCUCCGCCAAUACCUGGCAUGGUAGGGCCACCACCUCCACCAAUGCCAGGCAUGGCAGGAUCUCCACCUCCGCCAAUGUCUGGCAUGGCAGGACCUCCACCUCCACCAAUGCCUGGCAUGACAGGGCCUCCACCUCCACCAAUGCCUGGCAUGGCAGGACCUCCACCUCCACCAAUGUCUGGCAUGGCUGGACCUCCCCCACCACCAAUGCCCGGAUCAGGUUGUACACCUCCGCCUCCAAUACCUGGAAUGACUGGACCUCCUCCUCCACCGAUGCAAGGGAUGGCAGGACCUCCACCGCCUCCAGGAGGACCAACGCCUUUACCAGCGCCUCCUAUUGGGGGUUGGAACCCUCAAAAAGCAGUGGCUCCACCUGCUCCAGCGUUCUUAGCUUUGACCAAACCCCCCGUAAAUCCAGCUGUGCCAAUGAAACCUCUUUACUGGACCAGAAUUUUGGCCACCCAAACAGAUACAACGGAUGACCCUAAAGCAAAGAGUGCUCUUUGGAGGGAAAUAAGUGAACUGCCAUUACAUGACAUGUCAGAGUUCGCCGAGCUGUUUUCGAGGCAAGUCGUCAAUAGGAAACCUACCGUCAAAAAAAUCGAACAAAAGAACAAAGUCGAACCAGUCAAGCUGCUGGACGGGAAACGAUCACAGAAUGUUGGAAUCUUAGCCCAGAGUUUGAAGAUCGAUACUCAAGAAAUUGAAAACGCCAUCUACAAUUUCGAUACGUCUAUCGUAAGCUUGGAGGCUCUUCAGCAAAUUUAUGAAGUGGUAUGUUAUGAUUUCAUUAGAUGUAUUUUUCUAGGUUGCGAGAAGAAGUCUCAAAAGAUCAUCGAAGCCUCGACCCCCGAUAAUCUUCAGCCGUUCAAGGACAAAAUGACAACAUUUUUAGAAAAUUCCAAGAAGCAGUUGUCAUCUGAAUUCGAAUCGCUGGAAGAUUGUCAUAAACAAUUUAUUUGCACCAUGAAAUUUUACCUUUUCAAACCGAAAUCUGGAACAUUGGAAACAUUUCCCCCUAAUUCAUUCUUUGAAUUAUGGUUGCAAUUUUCCAUUGAUUUCAAAGACAUUUUCAAGAAAGAACUCAUAAGAUUAGAAAAAGAAAAGGUACAAGAGAUAAGGAGGAGAGAGCAUGAGAGAAAAUCGGAAGGAAAGAGGAUAAAAGAAAGAGAGAAUGGACUCAAGGCGAAAAUAAAGAGAUUACAAGUUAAACAAAAGAUUGAGACUAGCCAGUGAUUAUAUUAAAUCUAUAUUUUAAAGUGUUAUUUA